AUGGCUGAAGAUGAAUGCAAGUACGUACCUCCGUGGACCCAGGGGGUGUGCAAUAUCAGAGUGGACCUGCCUGCAGCGUUUUGUGGAGAUGGACGUAAACUUUUCGCUACCUGGAUAAAGCAGUUCGAAGCGGCGGUCCGCGCUCAGACCCGGGGUGAUGGGAGAAGCUAUGCCGCGUCCUUAACCGCUCUGCUGCCCACCCGGCUGGAUGGUGCGGCGUUUCUGUUGUGGGACAGCCUGCCCUCGUCUUUUCCUCGCAUGACCAUGAUUGACGGAAUUGUGCACAGGGUUGUUGCCCUGUGUGAUGUGGAACAGACAUGGCAGGUUGUCGUACCAUCGGUUCUGGUGCCGGAGGUCCUGCGUCUUCUUCAUGGGGGGCCCUUGACUGGCCAUUUGGCUGUGGAGCGGACCAUGGCCCGUGCACGCGGGAGGCGCAAGGCGCCUGUGCCUCACCAUCGUGCUCCGAUGCGGACGACGUUGGCACAGCGCCCGUUUCAGCGGGUUGCGGCAGACAUAUUGGAGUUGCCGGUCACGUCGAGAGGAAACCGCUAUGUUCUGGUGGUGGAAGACUAUUUCACCAAACGUUUGGAUGCUGCUUUUUGCCAGAGUCGCGAUAACAGUGUGACUGCGAGUGACAAACAGAGGACCUUUUAUGACACCAGAGAGAGACACAGGCCUUACGAAAUUGGGGAUUUAGUGUGGCUUCAUGACCCAACUGAGAGCCGCCGUAAAUUGGCCCCACACUGGAAGGGGCCUUACAUUAUUGAGCGGAGACAGGACCGUGACGACGUGGUUGGGGUUACAUAUGUGAUUGGAAGUCCAUUUGGGGAAGAAGCCCCCAAACAGACAAUUCACUAUGAUCGACUACGUCCCUAUUGUUUGCCGAGUCCUGUUCCUUUGGCUGGCCCACCGAGAAGUGCCGCUCUAAGUACACAGGGCCCUGUGACCUACGAUGCACUCUCCUCACACGGUGAGCCUUCUGUGUCCACCCCUUCGCCAGUGAGGGAACAGGUGGACGGUGAAUUUGUACCGGAUGCGGCCCCUAUUGGUCGUCAGGUGCAGGUGUCGCGUUCUGGACGACACAGUAAGGCUCCUGGACGUUAUGCUGACUAUGUUAUGGGUUAA
Messenger RNA from Knipowitschia caucasica, 1125 nucleotides. The record is from the annotation of a GenBank genome assembly. NCBI's taxonomy places the organism in Eukaryota, Metazoa, Chordata, Actinopteri, Gobiiformes, Gobiidae.